UUUCCAUGCUUUCGGGGCCCCCUCGGGUGGCGGCGGCCUCGUGGGAGGCGGGAGCGGCGCUGCCGUGAUGGCCCUGGAGGAGAAGCGGGAGAAGCGCCCGCCCGUCACCCCCAUGAUGAUCGAGGAGGAGGCCGCCCUGCGGAACGGCAGCCGGGGACUGACGCCGGGACCCUGGGCCGAGGCGGCGGGGCCAAGACCCCGCACCACGGAGAGGCAUAUCACCGUGCACAAGCGGCUGGUCCUGGGCUUCGCCGUCUCCAUCCUAGCGCUGCUGGCGGUGACCAUGAUCGCCGUGCUGCUCAGCGUCCGCUUCGAGGAGUGCGGCGCCGCCGCCGACGGCCCGCCGCGGGCCAGCGGCAACGGGAGCCUUUCGGGGGCGGCCCGGCAGCCACCCGGUGCGGGGCAGCCCCCCGGCCAGCCGGAGGAGGAGGCGCGGGGCGGGGAAGCGGCGAAGGAAGAGGAGGAGGAGGAGGAGGAGGAGGAGUGGCAGCGGCGGCAGGAGUUGCCGCCUUGGGCCCGGCCACGGCUGCCGCGGCACCUGCGGCCGCUGCACUACAACCUGAUGCUGAGCGCCUUCAUGGAGAACUUCACCUUCAGCGGAGAGGUGAACGUGCAGCUAGAGGUGCGCAACGCCAGCCGGUACAUCGUGCUGCAUGCCCACCGCAUGCACAUCGAAGCAGUCCGCGUGGCCGAGGACAAGCUGGCCGGCGGCGUGCGGGUGGCCCGCACCUUCUUUUACCCCCAGACACAGGUGUUCGUCGUGGUCCUCAACCGCAGCCUGGAGGUGCAAAGAAGUUACAACCUCAAGAUAAUCUACAACGCCCUCAUCGAGAACGAACUGCUGGGCUUCUUUCGCAGCUCCUACGUUCUCCACGGCGAGCGAAGGUUUCUUGCUGUUACGCAGUUUUCUCCUACUCACGCCAGAAAAGCCUUUCCUUGCUUUGAUGAGCCCAUCUACAAGGCCACUUUCAAAAUCAGUAUCAGACAUCAAGCAACUUACUUGUCUUUGUCCAACAUGCCAGUUGAAACUUCUGUUUUUGAAGAAGAUGGAUGGGUUACAGAUCACUUUUCACAGACCCCUCUUAUGUCCACCUAUUACCUAGCUUGGGCAGUGUGCAAUUUUACGUACCGGGAAACUGUCACCAAGAGUGGAGUAGUUGUACGGUUAUAUGCAAGACCUGAUGCAAUCAGAAGAGGAUCGGGGGACUAUGCUCUAAAUAUUACAAGGAGUCUCAUUGAGUUUUAUGAAGAUUAUUUUAAAGUGCCCUAUUCCCUGCCAAAAUUAGAUCUGUUAGCUGUGCCUAAGCAUCCAUAUGCUGCUAUGGAGAACUGGGGACUGAGUGUUUUUGUGGAGCAAAGGAUACUGCUAGAUCCAAGCAUUUCUUCUAUAUUAUACCUACUGGAUGUCACCAUGGUCAUUGUACAUGAGCUAUGUCAUCAGUGGUUUGGUGACCUUGUGACUCCAGUUUGGUGGGAGGAUGUGUGGUUGAAAGAAGGUUUUGCUCACUAUUUUGAAUUUGUUGGGACAGACUACCUCUACCCAGGGUGGAACAUGGAAAAGCAGAGAUUUCUGACAGAUGUCCUACAUGAAGUGAUGUUGCUGGAUGGGUUGGCCAGUUCACAUCCAGUAUCCCAGGAGGUGCAGCAAGCCACAGACAUUGACAGGGUGUUUGACUGGAUUGCCUAUAAAAAGGGUGCAGCUCUAAUUAGAAUGUUGGCUAACUUUAUGGGUCACUCUGUGUUUCAAAUGGGCUUACAAGACUAUUUAACCAUUCACAAGUAUGGCAAUGCAGCCAGAAAUGAUCUCUGGAACACAUUGUCAAAGGCUUUAAAAAGGGUUGGAAAAUCGGUAAAUAUCCAAGAAGUAAUGGAUCAAUGGACACUACAGAUGGGUUAUCCUGUUAUCACUAUCUUGGGAAAUGAAACUACAGACAACAUCAUAGUCAUCUCCCAAGAGCGUUUUGUUUAUGAUAGUGAUGCUAAACCCAAGGAUCCUUCUCGUGGAGACAACAGCUACUUGUGGCAGAUUCCAUUAACAAUUGCAGUAGGAAAUACGAGCCACAUCUCAUCAGAGGCAAUUAUAUGGGUGUCUAACAAAUCAGAACACCACAGAAUUCCUGCUUUCGAAGAGGCAGGUUGGUUGCUGGGGAACAUCAACCAGACUGGCUACUUUAGAGUUAAUUAUGAUAUUAGGAAUUGGAGGCUGCUAAUUAAUCAGCUAACAAGGAACCAUGAGGUUAUCUCUGUCAGUAAUCGAGCAGGCUUAAUCGAUGAUGCAUUCAAUCUAGCCAGAGCUGGUUAUUUGCCUCAGAAUAUUCCUUUGGAGAUUAUCAGAUACCUUUCAGAGGAAAAAGAUUUUCUGCCUUGGCAUGCUGCCAGCCGAGCUCUUUAUCCUCUAGAUAAAUUGCUGGACCGCACAGAAAACUACAACAUCUUCAAUGAGUAUAUUUUAAGACAAGUUGCAUCAAUGUAUCUGAAGCUUGGAUGGCCAGUGAACAAUUUAAACAAAUCACUUGUUCAAGCAUCCUACCAACAUGAAGAGUUGCGUCGGGAAGUCAUCAUGUUGGCCUGCAGCUUUGGUAACAAACACUGUCACCAGCAGGCUGCAACAUUAAUCUCGGAUUGGAUUUCUAGCAAUAGGAACCGAAUCCCACUCAAUGUGAGAGACAUUGUCUACUGUACAGGAGUUUCACUGAUGGAUGAAGAUGUAUGGGAGUUCAUUUGGAUGAAAUUUCAUUCCACCACAGCAGUGUCUGAGAAGAAAAUACUAUUAGAAGCCUUAACUUGCAGUGAUGACAGAAACUUGCUCAACAGACUUUUGAAUUUGUCUCUCAACUCAGAAGUUGUCCUGGAUCAGGAUGCAAUUGAUGUGAUAAUCCACGUAGCUCGAAAUCCACAUGGAAGGGAUCUUGCUUGGAAAUUUUUCAGAGAAAAAUGGAAAAUAUUGAAUGCUAGGUAUGGAGAAGCAUUAUUUAUGAAUUCAAAGCUAGUCAGUGGGGUCACAGAAUUCCUCAAUACUGAAGGAGAACUAAGAGAGCUAAAGAACUUUAUAAAGAGUUAUGAAGGGGGAGCUGCUGUCUCUUUCUCUCGCGCCGUGGAAACUGUAGAAGCCAACGUGCGGUGGCAAAGGCUUUAUAAGGAAGAACUAUUCCACUGGCUAAGAAAAUCCUUGACACACUAAUCUGUCUUUUCAGCCGACCAUUUAACAUGAUACACUGCAAGAAGAGGAGACAUUUUAGAAGUGUUCAACAUGAAAAUCAGCAAGACAAAAUCAGAUUGCAGGGAUAAGGGAUUUUUUCUUUUUUCAUUGUGGUUUUUAUUUUUACACUGAGCUCUUGUGAAAUUGUCAAGAAGAUUUUCAGCAGACAAGAUCAUGAAUGUUUGUGAAAUCUAGUCCUCAAUGUACAGAACCAAACAUGAUAUUAAGUGAUGCAUGUAAAUGUUGAAGAAAAACAAACAAAAAAUCCUUCAUAGACUAUUUUGUGCAUGCUUGUACUGUCUCUGCCUGUAUUUUAGCAUGCUUAUGUAAACAGCCACAUUUUAUAUGUGAGUUCCAGUUACAUCAAAGUUGGGCAUUAUACAAAGCACAAA
This is a messenger RNA of Lepidothrix coronata (blue-crowned manakin), 3591 nucleotides long. RefSeq names its product thyrotropin releasing hormone degrading enzyme (gene TRHDE). Gene Ontology annotation, molecular function: metalloaminopeptidase activity; zinc ion binding; peptide binding. Gene Ontology annotation, biological process: proteolysis; peptide catabolic process. Bases 68 to 3181 code for a protein of 1037 amino acids. The transcript is spliced from 19 exons. Gene Ontology annotation, cellular component: cytoplasm. NCBI's taxonomy places the organism in Eukaryota, Metazoa, Chordata, Aves, Passeriformes, Pipridae. The record is from RefSeq and is a predicted model, not a curated record.